AUGACGACCCCCGCGCCCCCCGAGGACCAAUCCCGGCUCCUCGAGGAUGCCCUCAUUGCCGUGCGCCAACAGACAACAUUGAUGCGCAAGUGUUUGGAUACGCCAGGGAAGUUGAUGGAUGCGCUCAAAUGCUGUUCCACCCUCGUCUCCGAGCUUCGAACGAGCAGUCUGGGGCCAAAGCAGUACUACGAGCUGUACAUGGCCGUAUUCGACGCCUUGCGCUACCUUUCAGUCCACCUGCGCGAGAACCACCCAGUCAACCACCUCGCCGACCUCUACGAGCUUGUCCAAUAUGCCGGCAACAUUGUCCCCCGCCUCUAUCUCAUGAUCACGGUUGGCACCGCAUACAUGGCCAUCGAGGGCGCACCAGUUAAGGAACUGAUGAAGGACAUGAUGGAUAUGAGCCGCGGUGUACAACACCCGAUUCGUGGCCUCUUUUUGCGCUACUACCUCUCGGGCCAAGCCAGGGACUGCCUCCCGUCCGGCGACUCGGAUGGGCCAGAAGGAAACCUCCAAGACUCGAUCAAUUUCGUGCUCACCAACUUUGUCGAGAUGAAUAAGCUCUGGGUUCGCCUGCAGCAUCAGGGGCACUCGAGGGAGAGGGAUCAGAGGACACAGGAGAGGAAGGAGCUCCAGUUGCUGGUGGGGAGCAACGUUGUGCGGCUCAGCCAGCUGGUGGAUCUGCAGGCAUACAAGAAUGGCAUCCUUGCGCCAUUACUCGAGCAGGUUGUCCAAUGCCGCGACGUUCUAGCCCAGGAGUACCUGCUCGAGGUCAUCACGCAGGUCUUCCCAGACGAAUUCCACCUCCACACUCUCGAUCAAUUCCUCGGUGCCGUCUCGCGGUUAAAUCCCCACGUGGAUGUCAAGGGAAUCGUCAUAGGCCUCAUGGACCGUCUCUCCGACUACGCCGAGCGCGAAUCCCAGAAUGAAUCGGAGGAGGAUAGGGAAAAGAUGGAAGAGGAGGCUUUGGCGAAUCUCCUCGAGAAAGUUAAGCUGGGUACAGAAAUCGCGGCUCAGACCUCAAGCGCGCCCGCCGAAGAGCCGCGAGCUCCUGAAAACGGAGACAAACCCGCGAGUGACGCCGAGCCGACCACAGACACGCCCAAGGCAGAGGACGAGACGACCCCGUCCAUAGCAGAAACCGAGGCGACGGCGGUCAACGGAGAUGAGACAGAGCCGACCACAAAGCGGAGGGGGAUCCCGGAGAAUGUACCGCUGUACGAGGUCUUCUUCGGGCAGGUGAAGAACCUCGUUCAGGCGCAACACCUCCCAAUACAAGACACCAUCGCCUUGUGUGUCUCGCUGACGAACCUGGCGCUUAAUAUCUACCCCGAGAGGUUGGAUUAUGUCGAUCAGAUCUUGGGCUACGCCCACAGCAAGGUCCAGGAGCAUGCCAACAGCGCCGAUCUGCACUCCCAACCAGCACAGCAGAGCUUGUUGGCACUUCUCCAGAGCCCUCUACGGCGUUAUCUGUCGAUUUUCACGGCCUUGUCACUUCCCACCUACGUUCCCCUACUCCAAUCCCAGACCUACCCCACGCGAAGAGCGGUAGCGGGGUCGGUUGCCAGGACGCUUCUCAAGAACCAAACCUUCAUUUCUACACCAGCGCACCUCGAGAAUGUCCUUGAAGUCCUCAAGGUCCUCAUCAGGGAAGGAUCACAACCACCAGCCGGCUAUCCCGGUGUCGUACAGCCCCGAGCUCGCGCCCUCGAGACGGACGAAACAAUGGAGGAACAAGGUUGGCUGGCUCGCCUUGUCCACCUGGUACAUUCCGACGACAACGAUACCCAGUUCCGUCUCCUACAAAUGACGAGGAAGGCGUAUGGAGAAGGCAACGAACGGAUCCGCACUACAACGCCGCCACUUGUUACCGCUGGCCUGAAGCUCGCCCGCCGUUUCAAGACCCGCGAGCAUUAUGACGAUAACUGGUCAUCACAGUCCUCGGCGCUCCUCAAAUUUCUACAUUCUGCCGUAUCGACUCUGUACACCCGCGUCAACGGUUCGGGCGCCGCCGAACUAUCCCUCCGCCUGUUCUGCUCUUGCGGGCAGGUGGCCGACAUGACCGGCUUCGAGGAGGUUGCGUACGAGUUCUUCGCGCAGGCGUUCACAGUGUACGAGGAGGCAAUCAGUGACUCCAAGGCGCAAUUCCAAGCCGUCUGCGUCAUUUCCAGCGCGCUCCACCGGACAAGGAACUUUGGCAAGGAGAACUAUGACACGCUCAUUACGAAGUGUGCCCAGCACGCGAGCAAACUGCUCCGCAAGCCGGAUCAGUGCCGCGCCGUUUACCUGGCCAGCCACCUGUGGUGGGCGACACCGAUCGCCGCGAAUGGGGAGACAGAGGAGACAGAGCUCUACCGGGACGGUAAGCGCGUCCUCGAGUGCCUCCAGCGCGCUCUCCGCGUGGCAGACUCGUGCAUGGAGACGGCCACGUCGAUCGAGCUGUUUGUCGAGAUUCUCGAUAGAUACGUCUACUACUUUGACCAAAAGAAUGAAUCGGUCACCACCAAGUAUCUUAACGGCCUCAUCGAGCUCAUCCACUCCAACCUGGCCGGCAAUCAGCAGGAGUCGGCGUCCGUCGAGGCCAGCAGGAAGCACUUUAUGCAGACACUUGACAUGAUUCGGAGUAAGGAGUACGAGGGCAUUGUUCUUACGCCAAAAUAG
Messenger RNA from Chaetomium globosum CBS 148.51, 2661 nucleotides. RefSeq lists its product as uncharacterized. Gene Ontology annotation, cellular component: retromer, cargo-selective complex; retromer complex; late endosome. The record is from RefSeq and is a predicted model, not a curated record. The coding region runs from base 1 to 2661 and encodes 886 amino acids. The transcript has 4 exons. NCBI's taxonomy places the organism in Eukaryota, Fungi, Ascomycota, Sordariomycetes, Sordariales, Chaetomiaceae. Gene Ontology annotation, biological process: intracellular protein transport; retrograde transport, endosome to Golgi.